Messenger RNA from Lytechinus variegatus (green sea urchin), 4039 nucleotides. RefSeq lists its product as uncharacterized. The transcript has 5 exons. Lineage: Eukaryota; Metazoa; Echinodermata; Echinoidea; Temnopleuroida; Toxopneustidae. Bases 128 to 4039 code for a protein of 1303 amino acids. The record is from RefSeq and is a predicted model, not a curated record.
ACGGAAAUGGAGAGAUAGACACUCUGUCUGUUGUGACUUGUGAUAGCUUUUGAGUUGAAUUAAUAAUCUUCAAAAUUGGUAUAUCAUAGUCUACUUGAUAUCACAGUCUACAUGGCCAAUUAAAAGCAUGGCGUUAGUAACUAUAACGAGAGCCAGUUUGGGGAGGACGGCUAAGCUGGGGGCAUUGUACGAUAUAAGGACUGAGACAUUCCUGAAAGACACUUUGUUUGCCUCAAAACUUGAAGAUGAUAUGGUGGAUACCAUGGACCUUGCAGAGACAGUGAUUGAGAUGACAACAUCAGACAGCCUGUUGGAAAAGUGCAAGAAACUCAAUAUAGAAGCUGAACUUGAGGUGAGUGUGGCAACUGGAAUGGUGAAACUUGAUGGUUCUGGAGCAUUCCUCGGAGAUGAACAAACGAGUGCCAGGGCCCAAAGCAUGAGUCUCAUCUACAAGCUGAAGACAGUCAAUGAGGAGGUCAUGCUGAGACAAAACAAAGAUAUAAUCGACAAGGAGAUAUUGUACGAUACGAAGCCUGAUGCAACACACGUCGUAGUAGGUAUAGAUUGGGGGGCUCAGUGUACCAUCACUUGUGAGUAUCAGAACGUGGAGAAUGCUGAUGUAACCACUGUUAGGGAGGAAAUAAAUGUAGAGCUAGAGAAACUGAAGAAGGAAGCGGAUGCAAAGGGCACGGUAAAGGUAGAUUUGGAAGAUAAGAUGAAACACGAGAAGAGAAAGUUAGCUUUUAAAUGUAGGGCUGAUGUGUCGUCUCGAGAUAAGAAUCUUCCUGUCACAUACGAGGGAGCAGUUGAUAUUGCCAGGUCUUUACCUACUCUUGUCGAAAAUACUAACGGUGGCAAAGGGGUCCCUGUCACGUACCAUCUCAUGCCUCUCGAAAAUGUAAGAAAAAAAUGCAAGAUCCAAGUAGGCAUAGAAAACGUAUACAGGGAAAUUGAUGAAGCAACUAUUAGGAGAGCUACUGGGAUCCUGGAAAAGGUGAAGGAGAAACGGCAACAAGUUCAUGAUAUACACCAAGACAUGACUCAUAACUGUGAAUACAUUUCUGAUGAAACACUUAAGAAAAUUGAUGCAGUUUUGGGGGAGGUCAGAAACAAAGAAUUCCGUUUCAAAUUUGAUCUUCAAAAUGUGGUGAAAAGUAUUCGAUCCGGGAAAGGUGACUCAAGUGUUCUCGAAGAAUUUCUGAGUAAGAUAGAUUCUCAUGAGAUUUCGACUUCAAAUUACGAGAAUGAAUUCACACCAUACCUAAGAAAAGUCAGAAAUGUCAGAUCAAUGUUAGAGAAGGGAAUCAAGUAUGUUGGUAAGAAGGAUGAGCUUGUCAAAGACGGAAGAGAAAACAGUUUUGUUUUCUAUAUUCCUAAAUGCGGUAGUAGGGACGUUGUAGAGAAAAAUAGAGUUUAUUUCAUGCGCCUUUUAUCCUCUUUAUCUGACGGAGAGACAUGCCAAUUCAUUGUAGCAGACCAAGAAAUUGCACCUAGCAGUAUCUGGCCAGAUUACAUAAAUGAACCAACAAUUGAGAAGUAUGUAAAUGGCAUGCGAACAAGUGAAGACCUUUAUAAGGAAGAGGGCAAAUUCCUAGAAAUGUGCAUGAUCCAAGUUGUUAACCCGCACCCAGAUGAUCACAUUUCCAGAGACAAAACAAUUGUGAAAAUUAGAUGCCCAAAUACUCUAGCUGGAGAAGGAAGUGGUUGUAUUGGAGAUCCAGAUACAUGGAUUUGUUCAAAUUGUAAACAAACAGUCGAGUAUGGCACAUUGUCAAAGAUGUUUUACUGUAGGUGCGGAAAAUCGAAACCCAAGGAUUCAUAUUUCCGCUGCAAUGACCCACAUCACGGCAUGGACUUUGUAAGAUAUCCUGAAGCAAUUCUGCAUGACAACCUUUCCAGACUUGAACCGGUGCAGGAAAUGAACAUCCUUAUUCUGGGAGAGACAGGAGUUGGUAAAUCCACUUGGAUCAAUGGGUUUCAAAACUACCUGAAAUUUGCCAAUUUAACUGAGGCAAUGGAGACUAAGGAAUUCGAUGCUCUGGUUCCAUCUUCGUUCAUUCUUACUAAAGACGAUGAGCAAAGAGAAAUUAACAUUGGCACACGGGAUAGAAAUGAAGAGCAGGAAGUAGGAAGUUCAGCGACAAAAGAACCAAGGUCAUAUGUCUUUAAAGUUGGGGACAAACUGCUGCGAUUGAUUGACACACCAGGUAUAGGUGAUACUGGUGGUAUCGAACAGGAUAAAAUCAAUAUGAACAAAAUAUUGUCCUACCUAACGUACUUCUCCCAAUUACAUGCAAUAUGCAUACUUCUAGAGCCCAAUAAGUCGCGACUUACUCCAAUGUUCCGAUUUUGCAUACAAGAGUUGCUUGUUCAGUUGCACAAUUCGGCCAAGAACAACAUUGUGUUUUGCUUUACGCAUGCUCGACAGACUUUCUACCAGCCAGGUGAUACUCUGCCUGCCCUUAAUAAAGAGCUCGAGAAUAGGAAUGUUGGGAUCCAGGUAACAAAGGAUAAGUACUUCUGUUUUGACAACGAACCUUUUCGAUUCCUGGCAUGCAUAAAGAACGGGGUCAUGUUCAAUGAAGCAGAUAUCGCUACCUAUUCGUCUAGUUGGGACAGGUCUGUGGAGGAAACAAUGCGUCUUUUAAAGUACGUCGAAUCUGAGCUGACGCCCCACAACGUCAAAGAAACCAUUGGCAUGAAUGAGGCCAGACGAAUCAUUCUCGCCAUGGGGAAACCCCUAGCUGAAGUAGCAAACACAAUAAACCAGAAUGUAGAGGUAGCUAGGGAAAUCACAAAAAUAAUUUUGAAGGCAAAUAAUGAAAUCAGUACUCUGAAAGAAGUUCUGAAAUUUAAAGGAUAUGAUGUGUCACGUAAAGAACUUAACUAUCCCAGGACAGUGUGUGCCUCCCCUAAGUGCAUCAGCUACGUUCCAGUUGGUAACACAAUGGUUCAGAACACAGUAUAUGAAACGAUUUGUCACUCCCACUGUCACCUACCCGGUGUCCCAAUCGAAACAACAAACAAUAUACAACUCUACAAUUGCCAGGCCAUGACAGACGGUACAUGUGACACCUGUCAGCACAGUUACAAAGAGCAUAUGCACAUUACUUACGACUUGGUGAAAACAGAAACGGAGUUCCUAUCCCCUAAAAUUCAAAGUGAGAUCAAUCGAAUUCGCAACAAAAAAUCCAAGAUACAAACAAUGAUACAUGAGAUAAACAACAAAAUUGAAGAAUUGAAGGUAGAAGAAAAAAUAAUCAUGGAAACUGCGGCGAAGUUUGGCUCUUUUCUGAAAUCAAAUGCUCUUAUACCAUACAAUGAUGCCGUGGACGACUACCUUGAUAUGUGCAUAAAGCAAGAGGAAGCAAAACAAGGCAAGUAUCGAAAUGAGACUAUACUCGACACUAUGAGAAAUACCAAACAAGAAUACAACAAACAGAGAGAGAUACUUGACAUCGCCUUAAAGGAAGGAGCUAACGAAAAUGUAACAGAACCGGAACACGUAAAAGAGCUCCAAGAGAAUCUCUUUCAACUUAAACAUUUUGGAGCUACCCUGAGGAAGUUUUUCCAAGACAUUUCACUUGAGCACACAACGAGAAACCUAAAUUUUGAAGAAAAGAUUGUACCAUCAUCAUCUUGGACAGAAGACAAGACGGGUAGCAAGUUUCCUCAGAAAAAGAAAAUGUUCCAACGCUUUAGUGAUUGGUCUAUUCCAAGAACAUUGGUCAAGAGGGCACACUCUAUCAGCGAUCACUACCACCUGCAACGGGAACUAGAUCACAUCAAGUCGACACUCGUAACUAUAAAUGGUUAUCCUCCACACAAGAUCAAGACCGAACCGACCCCGUCUCGUCCGAAGGAGUCCACCAAAGCUACGGUUAUCUUGCCUUACAUAGGUCCUACUUCCCACAAACUUCAACGCAUUUUCAGAGCAGCCAAGAUUGAAGUGAGACACCGAUCUUCCAACAAGUCACAUGCUGCCCUCUAUACUCACAAGGACACCAAGCCCUCAGCGUCACGCCCUGGGGUGCCAUGA